Lepisosteus oculatus (spotted gar) is the source of this 1627-nucleotide messenger RNA. It is a transcript of the gene fgf22, whose product is annotated as fibroblast growth factor 22. Gene Ontology annotation, cellular component: cytoplasm. Gene Ontology annotation, biological process: fibroblast growth factor receptor signaling pathway; animal organ morphogenesis; cell differentiation. The record is from RefSeq and is a predicted model, not a curated record. Lineage: Eukaryota; Metazoa; Chordata; Actinopteri; Semionotiformes; Lepisosteidae. Gene Ontology annotation, molecular function: fibroblast growth factor receptor binding; growth factor activity.
GCUCUCGUUGGCAGCCAGCCGGGGAAGAUUGUGGAAAAAAUGAGCGCCCAAAAUAGAAAAAUUGCUGCUCUCCAGUGCGAGGAUGUCAAACAAAUGAUUAAAGAGAAAAAAUAAAACCCCAACACAACAUGAUUGAGAAAAAAAGGGCAAAGGAGAGGAAAAGGAUGCAAGCUUAUGAAUGAUUGAGGCCCCACCCCUCUCUUUCAACUCCUCAGACCCAAGCCCUGCCCAGGGUAAAAUACAAGAGAGACCGGAGGCUGACAGGCAGAGAGAGAGAGAGGGACUUCACAGGAACCAGCAAGGACGAUCCCCGGCUCUCCUUCCCUGCGGCACGAACACACAGGCACACUCACGCACGCUGCAACUGCAAGCACACUCAUUCACAAUUACUGGCAGGGCAGCCUCGUUCUCUCUGUUCCGCCUGAGCAAGUGGAGAAAGGCACAGAGGGCAGACCUGCAAGGUGCACAGCGGGGAAGAAGGAGGAGAGAGUACUGAGGCAGUCCCGAGGGGAGACCGUCCCGGUGGCAGGAGGGAAGAGCUGAAGGAGGGAGCUGGGACGAAGGAGGACAGUCAAAAGGGAGAAAGACCAGGCACAGAGCAGGGAAGAAGAGCUUUCACGGAUCCCAAAGUUUCGGCAAUGGAAUUACAAAGGACAUAACUUCCAGGAACCGGCAAACCAGAGGCCAAACAGAAAGGGAGCGAUAGAGAAACGUUAACCAGUGAUUUGCCGCAGAGCAAUAUUAACCAAGAGGUGUGCCGGGUCCGGGGUGGGCUGGGGGGGCUUUGCUGCAGCUGAGGGUGGGAGCCCAGUUCCUCUUCCCCCUCCAUGGCUCUGUAGAGCUCAGCUCAGGCGAGCGUGCCCCUGCCACCCUCGGGCUCGUGUUCAGUGGCCCCAGCCGGGCCAGCAGCAGCAUGCCCUGUGUGAGUGUCAGGGGCUCCCUGGGCGUGUGACCCACCAUGUCCAAAUGGAUGACACCCGCUGCCGGUCUCUCUCCCACCUUGGCCACCUCCUCCCGGCCCCCGGCCCCCGGCGGGACCCCCCUCCGCCUGGCCUGCUGCGUCCUGCUCCUGGUGGCCGGCGCGGCCUCGGGCAGGUGCCCCGCGGGGCUGGCGAGCGGCGGGCGUGACCCCCUGCGGGCGCUGGAGGGGGCCAACUGCUCCUGGGCGCUGGAGCGACACACCCGCAGUUACAACCACCUGGAGGGCGACGUCAGGCUGCGGCGCCUGUACUCCGCCAACAAGUUCUUCCUGUGCAUCGACAAGACGGGGAAGGUGGACGGUACCCGCAAGAAGAACUACCCUGACAGUCUGAUGGAAAUCCGAUCUGUCAGCGUGGGAGUGGUCGCGAUCAAAGCUGUUAGCACUGGCAUGUACUUAGCUAUGACCAAGAAAGGCACGCUCUAUGGAUCGGUGAAGUACAACCCCAACUGCAAGUUCAAGGAGCGGAUCGAGGAAAACGGAUACAACACCUACGCCUCCCUGCGGUGGAAGCACAACGGGCGGCAGAUGUUUGUGUCGCUGAACGGGCGCGGGAAGCCCCGCAGAGGGCACAAGGCACGGCGCAGACACCCCUCGACCCACUUCCUGCCCAUGCUUCCCUCCUAGCCAGGCAGCCGCCCCCGUUUC